GGGAGCAGCAGCGGCAGUGGGGUUUGUACACAGGUCCCAAGGCAAAGGCGCUUCCAAGCUGGUCCCUGUAGGGUUUUGCGUGCUAAGCUAGUUUUGGGGGGAGGGGGGGAAUCUCCUCUUCCUUUUCUUUCCCUUUUCUUUCUUUUACCAGAGCCUGCUGAGGGUUGAGUCCUGCCUAGGGUAGGGAUAUCUGCAGUGGGGCUGUUGCAUUGUUUUGGUUGGGCUAGAGAAGGGGCUUAGCUGAGGGGUCCUGCUGCCUGGCCUGUGACCAUUACAGUCUCAUAUUUUGUCUAACUUCCUCUGAGAGAAGAAAAGGAGGAGUGAAGAGAGAGAAGAGGGUUUGUGGAUGCACUUAGAUGUUUGCAAUGAGCACUGUGGCUGGCAUGCCCCAGUGUUUUGGAUACCAAUGCAUAGGACUCCGUAGUAAUCGAAUUUAUCAGAAACGAACGUCAUGAGCAUAGUGAUCCCGUUGGGGGUUGACACAGCAGAUACUUCUUAUUUGGAAAUGGCUGCAGGCUCAGAACCAGAAUCUGUAGAAGCUAGCCCUGUCGUAGUUGAAAAAUCGAACAGUUACCCGCACCAGUUGUAUACCAGCAGCUCGCAUUCACACAGUUACAUUGGUUUGCCCUAUGCAGACCAUAACUAUGGUGCUCGGCCUCCUCCAACGCCUCCAGCUUCUCCUCCUCCAACAGUGCUUAUAAGCAAGAAUGAAGUAGGCAUAUUUACCACUCCCAACUUCGAUGAAACUUCUAGUGCUACUACCAUCAGUACGUCAGAGGAUGGAAGCUAUGGAACUGAUAUUACCAGAUGCAUUUGUGGCUUUACACAUGAUGAUGGAUAUAUGAUCUGUUGUGACAAAUGCAGUGUCUGGCAGCACAUUGACUGCAUGGGGAUUGACAGGCAGCAUAUUCCUGACAUAUAUCUGUGUGAACGUUGUCAACCAAGGAGUUUAGAUAAAGAAAGAGCAGUGCUAUUGCAACGAAGGAAAAGGGAAAAUAUGUCAGAUGGGGAUACCAGUGCAACAGAGAGUGGUGAUGAGGUUCCUGUGGAACUGUAUACUGCUUUUCAACAUAUACCAACUACAAUUUCUUCAACUCCUACAAGAGUUACAAAAGUAAAUGAUAAGAAAAGGAAAAAAAGUGGAGAGAAAGAACAGAGCAUAGCAAAAUGUAAAAAAGCAUUUCGAGAAGGAUCCAGGAAGUCUUCACGAGUAAAGGGUUCAGCCCCAGAGAUUGAUCCUACUGACAGUUCAAACUUUGGAUGGGAAACUAAAAUCAAGGCAUGGAUGGACCGUUAUGAAGAAGCAAAUAAUAACCAGUACAGUGAGGGUGUCCAGAGGGAGGCACAAAAAAUAGCUCUGAGAUUAGGCAAUGGAAAUGAUAAGAAAGAAGUCAGCACCAGCAAUCUGAUUUUCAAACCUCCAGUAGAGAGUUACGUGCAAAAAAACAAGAAAAUUUUAAAAGCUGCCAAAGACUUAGCUCCUGAUGCACUUAUUAUUGAAUACAGAGGAAAGUUCAUGCUGAGAGAACAAUUUGAAGCUAAUGGAUAUUUCUUUAAAAGGCCAUACCCAUUUGUUUUGUUUUAUUCCAAAUUCCAUGGGCUAGAAAUGUGCGUUGAUGCGAGGACCUUCGGGAAUGAAGCUCGAUUCAUCAGGCGUUCGUGUACGCCAAACGCGGAGGUGAGGCAUGUAAUUGAAGAUGGAACAAUUCAUCUUUAUAUUUACUCCAUCCAUAACAUUCCAAAGGGAACAGAGAUUACUAUAGCAUUUGAUUUUGAUUAUGGAAAUUGUAAAUACAAAGUGGACUGUGCUUGCCUCAAAGAAAAUCCUGAAUGUCCAGUUCUCAGACGUUCUGAACCCACAGAAAACCUCAAUACAGGAUAUGAAACCAGAAGGAAAAAGGGAAAGAAAGAGAAGGAUGUUUCAAGAGAAAAGGAGACUCAAAAUCAGAACAUUACAUUGGACUGUGAAGGAGCAGCUGCCAAAAUGAAAAUCACAGAUAAUAAACAGAGGAAGCUCUCUCCACUGAGGCUGUCCAUUUCCAAUAAUCAGGAGCCAGAUUUUAUUGAUGAUAUCGAAGAAAAAACUCCCAUUAGCAAUGAAGUAGAAAUGGAAUCAGAGGAGCAGAUUGCAGAAAGGAAAAGAAAGAUGACAAGAGAAGAACGGAAAAUGGAAGCUAUCCUGCAAGCUUUUGCCAGACUAGAAAAAAGAGAAAAAAGAAGAGAACAGGCUUUGGAAAGAAUCAGCACAGCAAAAACUGAGGUGAAAUCAGAAUGCAAGGAAGCACAGAUUCCCAAUGAUGCUGAAUUUAUUCAGGAACCAGCAAAAGAAGAAACUGCCACCAAGCCUACCCCAGCCAAAGUUAAUAGAGCUAAACAGAGGAAAAGCUUCUCGCGGAGUAGAACUCACAUUGGACAACAACGUAGGCGGCACAGAACUGUCAGCAUGUGUUCAGAUAUCCAGCCAUCUUCUCCUGACGUGGAAGUAACUUCACAGCAUAAUGAAACUGAGAAUGCUGCACUGGUAGCUGAGCCUGAAACAGAAACUGUUGUUACAGAAAUGGUUACUGAGACAGAAGGUCCAGCACUUAAUAAAUGCCCUACUAAGUAUCCUAAAACAAAGAAGCACUUGGUCAGUGAAUGGUUAAGUGAAAAGAGUGAUAAAACUGGGAAGCCUACAGACAGUCUGUCAGAAAGGCCUCUGCGCAUAACUACCGACCCUGAAGUUCUGGCUACUCAACUGAAUUCGUUACCAGGUCUCACUUACAGUCCACACGUAUAUUCAACUCCAAAGCACUAUAUUCGUUUUACUUCACCAUUUCUUUCAGAAAAGAGGAGGAAAAAAGAACCUGUGGAAAACAUUAUUGGCUCUUGUAAGAAGCGCUGGUUGAAGCAGGCUUUGGAAGAAGAAAAUACAACAAUGAUUGAUAGAUUUAAUUCACCAUCUCAAGAGAGAUCGAGAAGUCCAGCCAUCAAUGGUGAAAAUAAAAGCCCUUUAUUACUGAAUGACGGCUGUUCCUUAACAGAUUUAACCACACCACUAAAAAAACGAAGACUGUAUCAGCUGCUGGAGUCUGCGUUCUCAGAAACCUCCACACCUACUCCCUCUCCAUAUGCCACACCAACUCACGCUGACGGCACUGCCUCCGAGCCUUCCUUGUUCGCUACUCCGCCUAGGGUAAAAGCAGAAGAUGAAGCUUGUAGAAAUGGUUACAAACCCAUCUAUUCACCAGUUACUCCUGUAACUCCGUGUGUACAUGGAAAUACCAUGCACUUUGAGAAUAUUUCCUCACCUGACAGUUCUCCCGAAGUCAAACGGCGAGCUUACAGUCAAGAGGGAUAUGACAGAGCAUCGAUUCUAGCACUGAAUUCUUUCAGAAAUUCCAACCUGACAGAAAUGGGCCUGCAAGAAAUAAAGACUAUUGGAUAUUCCAGUCCAAGGAAUAGGACUGAUGUUACACGGCAGUGCACUGGAGAAAUGGAAUCUGUGUCAGACCUCCAGCUGGGACUCGAAGUAAUUGAGCAAAGCGCACUGCAUAAAAACAUGGAAGCCCCCACACAUGAUAGGACUGAUUCAAACAGCCAACUAGAAACUGCUCAUUGUGGACGGGGCACAAUUUAUUCUUCCUGGGUAAAAAGUCCCGACAGGACAGGUGUAAAUUUCUCAAUGAAUUCUAAUUUGAGGGACUUGACCCCUUCACAUCAGUUGGAGGUAGGAGGUGGAUUCAGAAUAAGCGAGUCAAAGUGCCUGAUUCAAGACGAUACUAGAGGCAUGUUCAUGGAAGCAUCUGUUUUUUGUACUUCAGAAGAUGGAAUUGCAUCUGGCUUUGGAAGGACUGUCAAUAAUGACAACUUGAUGGAUGGAAAUUGCACACCCCAGAAUCCUCCACAAAAGAAAAAGGUGUCACUAUUAGAGUACCGUAAGAGACAAAGAGAAGCUAGAAAAAGUGGCUCAAAGACGGAAAACUUCCCCCUGGUUACUGUAUCUCCUCAGGCUUCUGGUGGAGGAAAUCUAAAUGGCAACAAUGGUGCUAACGAUGGGUAUAACAACAGUGGUGAAAAUGGGGAGCAAACUGAUAGUGCUGCAAGCCUGCCUUUGCCACUGCCAACUACUGCAUGUAACAGUGCAGCUCCAGAAGACAUUGGCAACAACUGUGCAACUAAGGAAUCUUCCAGUGAGAAGAACGAACCAGAAGUUCAGUGGACUGCAUCAACCUCCGUGGAACAAGUGAGAGAACGAAGUUAUCAGAGAGCUUUACUUCUCAGUGAUCAUAGGAAAGACAAGGACAGUGGGGGAGAACCACCUUGUAGCCCAUGCUCACCGUCUCAUGUUCAGUCUGCACCUUCAUCUCAUUCAAAUCUCAUUUCCCAGUUGCAGCUUAAGGUCCCUUCUUUCACUGAAUUUAUGGAAGAACCCGAUCCUGAAAAUCCAGAGCCUGCUUCUGAAUGUCCGUCCCCAGAUACUUCACAGAAGACUUGUAAGAGUCCGUCAAAAGCAAGCAAGCCCCCAUCACCGAGUCCUGUAGUUUCAACGCAGUCAGUUGGGAAAACUCCGACAAAAGCAGAUCCGCACUGGGAGGCGGCAGCUAACGCAGCUGAGGCUGAGAGCUCGACCCAUCCAAAACCCGAGCUGCAGCAGAAACAGCUGGCGAACAACGUCCAAGCACUUUCAAAAACCCACCCGUCCCAGUCACACCUGCGCAGUUCUGCUGAGCAACUCUCACACUCACAGAAGUUGCCUUCUGCACCUUUGAAGCUGCAUUGUCCCCCUUCGCCUCACGUGGAAAAUCCUCCCAAGCCCUCCACCCCUCACGCGCCCGUGCAGCAUGGUUACCUUUCACCAAAGCCUCACUCGCAGCAGCUGGGAUCUCCGUACAGACCUCAUCACCCGCCGUCACCUCAAGUGGGAACGCCCCAGAGGGAAACGCACCGCAGCUUCUACCCGGCGGCCCCGGCCCUUCAGCCUAGUAAUCAGCAGCAGGCUAGUGGACCCUUGUUUACUCAGACAGCUUCAGGACAAUCUUCAGCUUCCUACAACCAGUUUAACCAACAAAACCUGAACAGCAACGCACCGCCUCCCCCGCCCCCUCCACCUCCCUCUUCUACUUACUAUCAGAGCCAGCAGCCCUCUGGGAACUUUCAGAGUUAUAGUCAGCUGAAGGGCAGCAUACCCCAACAGACUGUGUUCUCAUCUGGACCAAACCCAGCUCUUCCCGGCGCCGCGG
Molecule: messenger RNA, 5222 nt
Organism: Merops nubicus (carmine bee-eater)
Lineage: Eukaryota; Metazoa; Chordata; Aves; Coraciiformes; Meropidae
Gene: KMT2E
Product: lysine (K)-specific methyltransferase 2E
Exons: 27
Molecular function (GO): protein binding
Source: RefSeq, a predicted model, not a curated record